AGCCACUCCCACCGCCGCAGCCGAUUCCCGCCGCCGCCGCCGCGGCCAUCCGCUGCUCGACCUUCUACACCCUCCACCUCUUUAUACCGCGAUCUCCUCCAGAACAACUGGCCGGAACUGCUGCUCCGCCUGCUCGCCCCCGCUGGAGAUCCGCCCGGAGCGGCAUUUGUCUUUCUGGGUCAAUUAGUGGUUUGGAAUGUUUUUCCGAGCUGAAGUAGAGAAGUCUUGGAGCUGGAUAAUUAAGUUCUUUUAGGGAUAUGCUCCAACCAAGGGAAGCUGAUGUGCCUGUGCUCUUUGUUGUAUUUAUAGUACUUCCGGUGAUAGCUUAUUUUCUUCUUGGGAGAUGGCAUGAGGCUGCAAGUAAGAAAGCAAGGGUUGGUGUGCUUGCCCAGAAAGCUGCAGAAGAAGCGUUCGAAGUGGAAACAAUGGCUUGUCCAGAUGUUAUAUUGUCAGGACCCUCUCUGAGACCUAUGCCUUAUUUGAGAUCUGUUCCUUCUUUAAGAUCCGAGUACCACGAGUGUGCUAAUUGUCAUGGCCCUGCAAAGACUAGGUGCUCCAGGUGCAAGUCUGUUAGAUACUGCUCCGGAAAGUGUCAAAUAAUACACUGGAGGCAAGGGCAUAAGCAAACAUGCCAGCAAUGGAAUGUUAAUGGUGGCAGCAGUUCUGGUGGGCUACCUACUACGGAAAGUUCUGAACAGAUGCCAUUCUUGACUAACCUGAAUUCACCUCUUCCAGGGGGUGAUGUCCAACUGCAUGACAUGAAUUUUGACACAGUAUCAGAACCAUCUUUUGGGACAACUGAUAGCUAUAAUUUUGACCCUGAUCUGUUCCCAACGGAUAGAACAAACAUCAAUAAAUCAAACCAGAAUCUUCAUUCAACUGAAAAUGGUGCUUCUGUUGUAUCUUGUGAGAAGAGCAAUUAUAGUGUUGAUGAAAAAACCAACUCUUCUGAGAUUUUAUCAGCAAACAAGGUUUCAAACAACAGUUUUAGUUGUUCAGAUGAAAAGGAUGGCAACUGUGAUUUGACUUAUCCUCUCAAUGGCUUGAUACAACAACCCAAUAGUUGUGCUCCUGAGACAAGAAAACGGCCAAAAGCAAGCAUCACGGUUUAUGAACCAGACAUGGGUGUCUAUUUAACUUCUGAUAUGAUCAGUUCUUGUGAAGGGCAAUAUGCUUCAACAACAGGGUCACUACAGAGGAGCAGUUCAUGUGGAAAAUCUACUGGAAAAGGAAAUAUGAUCCAUAAGAAGCCUCCAUAUCCACCAGGUAAGGUGGCUUCAUCACAAAAACCACAGGAGGUGUCAACAUCAUAUCAAUACGAUGGCCAUGACAAGAAUCCUUGCGGCAAAAUUGAGCAAAGAUCAGCAAAAGCAAGUGUUUCAACAAGCAACAAUUUACAAGCAUGUGCUGGAAUCUCAAAAAUAGGAGCAUCCAAGGUUGAGGUCUUGAAGAAGCCCUCCAAAUUUCUAAAAACAAGCCUGGUGGGUUUAAUCAAUGACAAUAAGAGGAGUAAGGUAUUGUUUCGCUAUGAGGAUCUUGUUAAGUUCUUUCAGUACGAAGUACGGGGCAUUUCUCCUAGAGGUCUUUUCAACUGUGGGAACAGCUGCUAUGCUAAUGCUGUUUUACAGUGCCUUAUGUGCACAAAACCCCUGAUGAUCCACCUGCUUCUGAGAUUGCAUUCUAAAGACUGUAAUACUAAACCCCUAACAUUUUGCCUUCUGUACUGUUGUGUACUUUUGUCUGCCUCACUUUGUUAUUUUCUUUUAGGUUGCUCAAAAAACUGGUGUCUUAUGUGUGAACUUGAGCAAUAUGCUUCAACUCUACGUGAAAGUGGCGGACCUGUGUCUCCUAGUAGAAUCCUUUCAAAUCUUAGGAAUAUUGGAUGUCGCUUGGGUGGUGGAAGUCAGGAAGAUGCUCAUGAAUUUUUAAGGCAUCUUGUGAUGUCUAUGCAAGCAGCAUGCUUGGAUGGACUGGGUGGUGAGAAACAAGUAGAACCAAGCUUGCAGGAAACUACACUGAUACAACAGAUGUUUGGCGGGCGCCUUAAAUCUAAGGUUAAGUGCCUCAGAUGCCACCAUGAAUCUGAAAGAUAUGAGAAUAUAAUGGAUCUUACUUUGGAGAUUCAUGGUUGGGUGGAGUCCUUACAAGAUGCUUUGACGCAAUUCACUUCUCCUGAAGAUUUAGAUGGGGAGAAUAUGUAUAAAUGUGGAAGGUGUUGUGCUUACGUCAAAGCAAGAAAGGAAUGA
This is a messenger RNA of Lolium rigidum, 2246 nucleotides long. Its product is annotated as ubiquitin carboxyl-terminal hydrolase 15-like. Lineage: Eukaryota; Viridiplantae; Streptophyta; Magnoliopsida; Poales; Poaceae. The transcript has 10 exons. The record is from RefSeq and is a predicted model, not a curated record. Gene Ontology annotation, molecular function: cysteine-type endopeptidase activity; cysteine-type deubiquitinase activity. Gene Ontology annotation, biological process: protein deubiquitination. Gene Ontology annotation, cellular component: cytosol; nucleus. The coding region runs from base 258 to 2246 and encodes 662 amino acids.